AUGAGUCAGGCGGUCAAUAUCGGGACUCUCACGGCCUCCGCCUGGCAGCGGAGAAUCUCGAAUCCCAAAACCUGCUCAGACUUAAUCACCUCAAUUCUCUUGUUUUUCCUUCGCACUCCGUCCUCCUUCCUCACCUCCCCUUGCAACCCGAACAUCUACCCCGCAAUCCCUGGCAGUGGGAGCUACAUUGCCGAAUACCCCACUAUGCCACCUUACUCGUCGGCCCAGAAGCACUCAAUCGCCCAGUUCCUGGGCCUCACCGAAGCCAAGGAUGUGCUAGCUGCCAAGUUUCUGCGCGCAUCGGGAUGGGAUGUGGAGGAAGCGGUCAACCUGUACUUCGCAAGCCCCCAUGGCAGCUCGUCAGGCAACGCGGCCUCGAUCAAUAAGAUCUUUGAUAAAUACCGUGACGACCCCGUCGAGAACCCCAAUGGCAUCGGCAUCGAGCGCGCAAUCCAGUACCUGGGCGACAUCCAGGUGCAGCUUGACGAAGUGACCUGUCUCGCCAUCGCCGAGCUGCUCAAGUGCCCAUCGAUGGGCGAGUUCACGCGCGAGGGAUUCGUGAACGGAUGGCGAGUUUCCAACUGCGAUACCCUCCCCCAAAUGGCCGAACACGCCCAACUCCUCCGCGUCAGCAUCCCCAGCGACCCGGCCAUCUUCCGCCGCGUCUACCGCUACGCCUUCCCGCUGUCGCGCAUGCAGGGCCAACGCAACCUGCAGUUCGAGAUCGCCGCCGAGCAGUGGCACCUGUUCUUCACCCCAGACCGCGGCGGCGUGCAGUGGAACACGGUGACGACCCCGUGGCUGGACUGGUGGAUUGAGUUCCUGGAGAGCCGCGGCAAGAAGCCCGUCAACAAGGACCUCUGGGAGCAGGCUGAGGUGUUCAUGCGCAAGACUCUCGAGGACGAGGACUUCUCGUGGUGGAGUGCUGAUGGGGCCUGGCCUGGUACGCUGGAUGACUUUGUUGCGUGGGUGCAGAAGAAGCGAGGGAAGCCCUGGGAGAUGGAGGUUGAGUGA
Molecule: messenger RNA, 1014 nt
Organism: Penicillium alfredii
Lineage: Eukaryota; Fungi; Ascomycota; Eurotiomycetes; Eurotiales; Aspergillaceae
Product: defective in cullin neddylation 1 family protein
Exons: 5
Coding region: 1-1014 (337 amino acids)
Biological process (GO): protein neddylation; positive regulation of ubiquitin-protein transferase activity
Cellular component (GO): ubiquitin ligase complex
Molecular function (GO): cullin family protein binding; ubiquitin conjugating enzyme binding; ubiquitin-like protein binding
Source: RefSeq, a predicted model, not a curated record